Syzygium oleosum is the source of this 896-nucleotide messenger RNA. RefSeq lists its product as uncharacterized. NCBI's taxonomy places the organism in Eukaryota, Viridiplantae, Streptophyta, Magnoliopsida, Myrtales, Myrtaceae. Bases 78 to 602 code for a protein of 174 amino acids. The transcript has a single exon. The record is from RefSeq and is a predicted model, not a curated record.
AUCGUCUCUCAUCAUCCAGACAACUAUUUCUCUGUCGAGACUGGAACAGCAGUGUCGGGGGUUAUACUAAACAGAGGAUGAAGAUGAGAAUGGCUCACGAGGGAAGGCAUCAUCAUGGUCCACAUCUUCGUCAUGGGAUGGGUAACGGGGGCGGACAUGGGCUUCAUGGCGGGCAUGGUCCCCACGUAGGAGGACUUCUCUUUGGGCAUGGUCUCGGAGGGCAUGGGUUUCGUGGACAUGGGCAUCAUCUGAGGGGUGUUGUUGGACAUGGGGGUCAUGGUCAUGGACAUGGGCAUCAUCUGAUGGGUCUUUUAGCCCAUUUGGGUCACGGCCAUGGACAUGUACAUGGACACGGGCAUCAUAUGAGGGGUCUUUUAGUCCAUGGGCAUGGACUUUACAAACAUGGUCAUCAUGGUCAUUGCCAUGGUCACGGUCACGUGCACAAAGGUAGGCGCCAUGCGCAUGGCCGGUGCGGAAGGCGACAUCACUGUACGGGGCAACCGGAACAGGAACAGGAACAGGAAGAGGAGCAGGAAGUUACAGCUGCGACGCGGACUCCGAUAACCGAGCAACUCGGUACUCUCGCUCUGACUGCAGACUAGAGUGGACACUUGGAGUUGGAGCUUGGACAACGACGACACGGCGUCAGCAACAAUAUGUCUUGGGGAUUUCGUCUUUUUGGUUCCUACCAGUAACCAGUUCUACCUUCUUGGGUAAUUUUGGUUGGAUGGUCAGAUUCAGCCGGUUGAAGUGUCGUGGAGGUUAAUGGAAGUUUACUUUGUACUGUGUGUAUCAAUAUCUUACUAUGGUACACUUAAUCUAGUGUGAUGAAAGAUAUCGGAUCAGACAGAUGAUUUCCGUUUGUUGUAUGCAGAAGAUAUGAAGGUUUCGAACCA